AUGGCGGAAGUAGAACUGGAACAGCAACAGGGCGGAGGGCUCCAGACGGCGAAAGAUCUCUUCUCUGGCGCAGUUGGAGGCAUUGCGCAAGUCCUGAUCGGCCAGCCCUUUGACAUCGUCAAAGUCCGUCUCCAGACAUCGACCCAGUACGCAGGCGCCCUCGAAGCCGCCGCCUCCAUCUACAAGCAUGAAGGAGCCCUCGCCUUCUACAAGGGCACGCUGACGCCCCUCAUCGGCAUCGGCGCCUGCGUGUCCGUGCAAUUCGGCGCAUUUCACGCCGCUCGCCGCUGGCUCGAGGCCCGCAACGCCAGCAGCGGCCACAGCACGACCGACCUCAGCUACGCGCAGUACUUUGCCGCGGGCGCCUUCGCCGGCGUGGCCAACGCGCCGCUGUCGGGCCCCAUCGAGCACAUCCGCAUCCGCCUGCAGAGCCAGCCGCACGGCGCGGGGCGCCUCUACAAUGGGCCCCUGGACUGCAUCCGCAAGAUCAGCGCCCACAACGGCGCCCUCAGCGGCCUGUACCGCGGCGAGGCCGUCACGGUCUGGCGAGAGGCCUUUGCCUACGGCGCGUGGUUCACCACGUUCGAGUAUCUCAUGAACUCGGACGCCGCACGCAACGGCAUCGACCGCAAGGAGAUCCCCACCUACAAAAUUGCCCUGUACGGAGGCCUUGCCGGAGAAGUCCUCUGGCUGGCCAGCUACCCCUUCGACGUGGUCAAGAGCAAGAUGCAGACCGACGGCUUCGGCGCCCAGCAGAAAUACCCGACCAUGCGGGCUUGCUUCGCUUCUACAUUCCGUGCCAAUGGCCUCAGGGGAUUCUGGAAGGGCAUUGGACCUACACUGGCGAGGGCUAUGCCCGUGAGCGCGGGCACUUUUGCCGUGGUAGAAAUGACUAUGCGAGCUAUCAACUAA
This is a messenger RNA of Trichoderma gamsii, 912 nucleotides long. Its product is annotated as solute carrier family 25, member 46. The record is from RefSeq and is a predicted model, not a curated record. Lineage: Eukaryota; Fungi; Ascomycota; Sordariomycetes; Hypocreales; Hypocreaceae. The transcript is spliced from 2 exons. Bases 1 to 912 code for a protein of 303 amino acids. Gene Ontology annotation, biological process: mitochondrial L-ornithine transmembrane transport. Gene Ontology annotation, molecular function: L-ornithine transmembrane transporter activity.